Molecule: messenger RNA, 1439 nt
Organism: Purpureocillium takamizusanense
Lineage: Eukaryota; Fungi; Ascomycota; Sordariomycetes; Hypocreales; Ophiocordycipitaceae
Exons: 4
Coding region: 44-619 (191 amino acids)
Source: RefSeq, a predicted model, not a curated record
GCUCAAUUGAGAGGGGACAGCCUUGGGCGACAACAGCUGCACCAUGGCCGAUACUACGACGAAGCAGAGCCCGCAAACCUACGUCGGGACGAGCAAGGUCGUCCAGACGGACUACCCGCUCAUCGACAAUGACCCUCACUUCAAGCGCGUCGUGGGCUAUGCCCGGACCUCCGACUACCUCGCCGGUCUGGCUACCGCGGCGUUCGCCCCCGGUGCGCUGUACACCAUGGAGAAGUUUGCGCCCUCGUAUGUCGGCAAGGGCGGUUUCGCCAAGGCCAUGCGGUUAGCCGGCUUUGUCGGCCUGGCCGGCGGCUUCCUCUUUUUCUACCAGCGCUCCGCUCUGCGGUUCUACGGUGCAACGGAGAACGCUCGCGAGCGUGAGAUGGACAUGCGGGAGAUGGUCUCCAAGGUGAAGGCGGGCCAGCCCCUGUACGGAGAGAGCCGGUUGAGCCCGUACCUGCAGGGCGUGGCCGCUCGGCAGAGCCGGUACUCGGCGCUGUUUAUCAGCACGGUGCCGUGGUUCAACUUUGUCAACCACAACCAGCACGGCGUGGACACGGCCAAGUACUAUCAGCAGGCUGAGCGGGAACUGGAGGCCGAGCGGGCGGGCAAGGCGUAGAUGCAGGCGGUUGAAAGUGGCGUUGUGUAUAUUAAGCGAAAUGCCUUUACGGCGAAGGGCUUCUAAAAGACUUGAAGAUACAAGUUUCUUUGUUGAAGGUUUCGCUGGCUGAAACGGGCAGGCGCCGCUUUGAUAGAGGCCCCCAUCUUGCCGAGGAUGACUACGUUGCGGUUAGGGCAUGUCCAAUUGCUUCACUUCACGGAGCUGUAAACCGCGAACAUUUGGGUUGCUUGGGGUGGUACCCGAGGUCUGGAUUGUAGGAUCCAGUUGAAGUGAUACGGGGUCACAGAUCGUAUAGUCUACGGCGGACCGCGGCCCAUCGGUGUGGAAGGAGUUCUGAACCCUCGAUAACCACGCGUAUCGCAUGGGAGCCCAUCCUAGACAAGCUGAAGGAAAACACGAAAUCCUUCGGGAUCGCCAGACCAGACGCCCAUAACUGGACGAUUCGGGAAGAUCGAAACCGAGUCGUUGCAACCGGCCGCCGUGGUCGGGUGUGGUGAGACGGGCCUCGCAGUCGCAAGAGACUGUCGGGCAAUACCGGGAGUCGCUCUGAUUCUCAUUUCAGCUUCCUCGGACGAGAUAGAGUCGCCACGGCUCUGGAUUUCCAAUGGCAGUCUGGGCUUCUCUGAUCCGCCCCUCGGCCGUGUGUUGCACCUCGGGAGGGCAUCCGAGUCUGUAUCCCACACGACUCGGCCGGAGAUGAUGUGUGUGUGUGUGUGUGUGUGUGUGUGGAGUUGGGUUUACAAACGAGAGGAUGCUACGGCAUAUGACGCUAGAUGAAACAGAAAUUGGGCUUUGGCUUCAGCUCGUUGGGAACGGG